AUGGCGGCGGUGGCGGGCGACGCCGACAACAUCAACAAGCAGGCGCGCAAUGAGCGUAAAGACUGGCUCAACUCCCCAGCGCGCGCCAAUUGGGUCAAGAACAAGCAAGCGCUCGAGGCGGUAAAGACGGCGCGUGCAAAGGCCGUGUCAGACGGCCUCGAUCCCGCCGAGGAGGCGGCGUUAGCGCGAGAGGCGACGGCCCGCUUGGCCGUAAGGGCGGCGGAGGAGGCGGCGGCAGCGAAGCUCGAGGAGGCGUCGGCGCGGAGAAGCGCAGCGGUUGCGACCGCUGCCGAGUCCCAGGCGGAGGAGAAGCGCGCGCAAGCUGCCGCUGCUGCCGCUGCGGCAGCGGAGCGGGCGGCGGAGCGGGCGGCUGCGGCCGAAACGGCCGAGGCGGCUGCGCGUGAGGCGAAAGACGCGGCUCAGGCGGCCGAGACGUUGGCGAGGGAGGUGUCAGUGGCGACGGCGACGCGCAAGGCGGCCGAGGAGAAGGCGACGCUCGAGGCGGCGGCAAAAGAGGCGAGGGCCAAGCUGGCGGCGGCGUCUGGCGCGGGUCUCGUCGUCGCGUUCCCGCCCCGGCAGGAGGGGUCGAACUGGUCGCACGCACCGCCCGCCGCCGCCGCGGCGGAGGAGGACGACGACUCGUGGAUCUCGUCGUGCGCCAUCGCGUGAGACCGGAGACCGCGAGCUCGUACGGCAGCUAGGACGGCAGUCUCCAUACUCCAUAUUACCUACCAAGAGGGAGCGUGCGACACGACUGCACGACUCUCGAGUGCGGAACGCGUGGACUAGUGGCGGCUAUUAUGUCCGUAUCAUCCGGAUUAUACUGUUUAUUGACGAUUUACUGAACGCGAUGCUGAGCAUACGUUU
This is a messenger RNA of Emiliania huxleyi CCMP1516, 867 nucleotides long. RefSeq lists its product as hypothetical. The transcript is spliced from 3 exons. NCBI's taxonomy places the organism in Eukaryota, Haptophyta, Isochrysidales, Noelaerhabdaceae. Bases 1 to 669 code for a protein of 222 amino acids. The record is from RefSeq and is a predicted model, not a curated record.